This is a messenger RNA of Onychomys torridus (southern grasshopper mouse), 3566 nucleotides long. RefSeq names its product ERCC excision repair 2, TFIIH core complex helicase subunit (gene Ercc2). Gene Ontology annotation, cellular component: nucleus. Bases 44 to 2326 code for a protein of 760 amino acids. The record is from RefSeq and is a predicted model, not a curated record. The transcript is spliced from 23 exons. Gene Ontology annotation, molecular function: ATP binding; hydrolase activity, acting on acid anhydrides, in phosphorus-containing anhydrides; damaged DNA binding. Lineage: Eukaryota; Metazoa; Chordata; Mammalia; Rodentia; Cricetidae. Gene Ontology annotation, biological process: transcription by RNA polymerase II; positive regulation of mitotic recombination; nucleotide-excision repair.
GAAUAGGCAGGAGGCGGUCGUGUGGACGCCCCAGCAAGCCGCCAUGAAGCUCAACGUGGACGGGCUGCUGGUCUAUUUCCCGUACGACUACAUCUACCCGGAGCAGUUCUCCUACAUGCUGGAGCUGAAGCGCACUCUGGACGCCAAGGGUCAUGGAGUCCUGGAGAUGCCCUCGGGCACCGGGAAGACAGUGUCCCUGCUGGCCCUGAUCGUGGCCUACCAGAGGGCUUUUCCACUGGAGGUGACCAAACUUAUCUACUGCUCACGGACAGUGCCAGAGAUUGAGAAGGUCAUAGAAGAGCUUCGCAAGCUGCUCAGCUUCUAUGAGCAUCAGGAGGGCGAGAAGCUGCCCUUCUUGGGACUGGCUCUGAGCUCGAGAAAGAACCUGUGCAUUCAUCCCGAGGUGACGCCACUGCGCUUUGGGAAGGACGUGGAUGGCAAGUGCCACAGCCUCACAGCCUCAUACGUGCGGGCACAGUACCAGCAGGACGCUAGCCUGCCUCACUGCCGCUUCUAUGAGGAAUUUGACACCCAUGGACGCCAGGUGCCCCUCGCUGCAGGCAUCUACAACCUGGACGACCUGAAGGCUCUGGGGCAGCGGCAGGGCUGGUGCCCCUACUUCCUGGCUCGAUACUCGAUCCUGCAUGCCAACGUGGUGGUUUACAGCUACCACUACCUCCUGGACCCCAAGAUUGCAGACCUGGUGUCCAAGGAGCUGGCCCGCAAGGCUGUGGUGGUCUUCGAUGAAGCCCACAACAUCGACAAUGUCUGCAUUGACUCCAUGAGUGUCAACCUCACCCGCAGGACUCUGGACCGCUGCCAGAGCAACUUAGACACCCUGCAGAAGACCGUGCUCAGGAUCAAGGAGACCGAUGAGCAGCGGCUGCGGGAUGAGUACCGGCGCCUGGUGGAGGGGCUGCGGGAGGCCAGUGCUGCACGGGAGACGGAUGCCCACCUGGCCAACCCUGUGCUGCCUGACGAAAUACUGCAGGAGGCUGUGCCAGGCUCCAUCCGCACUGCUGAGCACUUCCUGGGCUUCCUGCGGCGGCUGCUGGAGUAUGUCAAGUGGCGGCUGCGUGUGCAGCAUGUGGUGCAGGAGAGCCCACCCGCCUUCCUGAGCGGCCUGGCCCAGCGUGUGUGCAUCCAGCGCAAACCCCUCAGGUUCUGUGCUGAGCGCCUCCGCUCCCUGCUGCAUACCCUGGAGAUUGCUGACCUGGCCGACUUCUCCCCGCUCACGCUCCUCGCCAACUUCGCCACUCUCGUCAGCACUUACGCCAAGGGCUUCACCAUUAUCAUCGAGCCCUUUGAUGACAGGACCCCCACCAUUGCCAACCCCAUCCUGCACUUCAGCUGUAUGGACGCCUCCUUGGCCAUCAAGCCUGUGUUUGAACGCUUCCAGUCUGUCAUCAUCACCUCUGGGACACUGUCCCCACUGGACAUCUACCCCAAGAUCCUGGACUUCCACCCUGUCACAAUGGCAACCUUCACCAUGACGCUAGCCCGAGUCUGCCUCUGCCCAAUGAUCAUUGGCCGUGGUAAUGACCAGGUGGCCAUCAGCUCCAAGUUUGAGACCAGGGAAGACAUUGCUGUAAUCCGCAACUAUGGCAACCUCCUGCUGGAGAUGUCUGCUGUGGUCCCCGACGGUAUUGUGGCCUUCUUCACCAGCUACCAAUACAUGGAAAGCACUGUGGCCUCCUGGUAUGAGCAGGGCAUCCUUGAGAACAUCCAGAGGAACAAGCUGCUCUUCAUUGAGACACAGGAUGGGGCAGAGACCAGUGUGGCCCUGGAGAAGUACCAAGAGGCAUGCGAAAACGGCCGUGGGGCCAUUCUGCUCUCAGUGGCUCGGGGCAAAGUGUCAGAAGGGAUCGACUUUGUGCACCACUACGGACGGGCUGUGAUCAUGUUUGGCGUCCCCUAUGUCUACACCCAGAGCCGAAUUCUCAAGGCCCGGCUAGAGUACCUGCGGGACCAGUUCCAGAUCCGAGAGAAUGACUUUCUCACCUUUGACGCUAUGCGCCAUGCAGCCCAGUGUGUGGGCCGUGCCAUCCGGGGCAAGACAGACUAUGGUCUUAUGGUCUUUGCUGACAAGCGGUUCGCUCGGGCCGACAAGCGUGGCAAGCUGCCUCGAUGGAUCCAGGAGCACCUGACUGACUCCAACCUCAACCUGACGGUGGACGAGGGUGUGCAGGUUGCCAAGUACUUCCUGCGGCAGAUGGCACAGCCCUUCCACCAGGAAGAUCAGCUGGGCCUGUCACUGCUCAGUCUGGAGCAGCUGCAGUCAGAGGAGACGCUACAGCGGAUCGAGCAGAUUGCACAGCAGCUCUGAGCACAGGACCGCCCUGACACCUGUGGCUCCCCGGGGUGCUGGAAGGUCCCCGACCCUCGGGCGAAUACCCAGUGCCGUGUGCAGCCUUUAAUUGCAGGGAGGGGACAGCAGGAUCCCGAUCCACAGGUGCCACCCAGGCCAGGUGCCCGAUAGCCACCCCCUUCCCGAUUCCUGAGCAGCGGUGGCCACUGCAGCCAGUCCACUUAGCGCGGGCUCAAGUCCUGGGUGCUGGCGCUGAGGGUCCGAGGGGCCUCACUCAAGUGCCGCGUUGAGAGCUGGGGGCAGGCAUAGGAGUGGUUGGAGUUCUUCCCAGUUGACACUGGGGCCAUGUCAUCUCCUACCCGCCCACGCACCCCUAUCUUGAGUCCCCAGGAGGAAGCCCACCUCUCCUGUGUUGCUGAGCCCGCCAGCAGCACCCCGCUCCAUCACUGGCCCCUCACCUGCGUCCUGGCAGCCUUUGGACCAUCCAUGUUCAGCAUGUUGAGUGAUACGGCUCUUUUCAUCCUUCAGAGGGGGACAGGAGGGAGUGAGGAAGGACGGCAGCAGGGCCCUGGCUCUGACUGACGUCAUGGACAUAGGCACCAGGAAGGUGGAUGGCUGUUGGCCUCGACCAGCACUCACCCUGCAGCCCCUGCCAUGCCCUCCCCUCGGAGGCGGGAGACCAGCUUCUCGCUACCCCGCCGGAUGGACUCCCGGAACUUGGAGAAGGAGCUGCUCCUACGCAGGACCUGCGGAGGGCACAGUGACAUGUGGGGACAUGGUGGGGCCCACCCAGACCAGGCCCAACAAGGACCCAAGGUGGAGCCUGCUUACCUGCUGCUGUGCGUCACCAGCUGUGCCUACAUGGGGGGCUCCUGUGGAAUAGAGGGACACCGAGGUAGGAGUGACCAACGCCACCCAGGAGGUGGGCAGGAGGAAGUAGGAGAUGGGCUCACCAAGUGGGGCGGGCAGAGCCUCCUGGCUGAGGAUCUCCUUGUACAACUCCUCUGCCUGCUGGUACUUGUUCUGUUUCAGGUAGGCCGAGGCCUGCAGGGAGGGCAGGGGCAGGGCGUGGGCAUCUCGCUUAGGCCUGGGAACUUCUCAGACCCGCCCACCUUCCCCAGCAUCCUGCCUUAGCUGACUAGUGCAGACCCACCAUCCCAGAAAACCAGGUUCCACCUUGUGCCUCGGACUCCUACCUCAAUGCCUGAAGUGUCAGGGGGCAUUUGCUGUGACAAUAAAGCCUGACAUGCUACUGUAA